Molecule: messenger RNA, 6152 nt
Organism: Chara braunii
Lineage: Eukaryota; Viridiplantae; Streptophyta; Charophyceae; Charales; Characeae
Source: the annotation of a GenBank genome assembly
AGCGUCUUUCAUCUUCCGUGAACUUCGGAUCCUCUUAUACGUUGUUUUUCUGACGGAGUUUUCAAGGGAGGAUAAGCAUCCCAUGGAACACCUUGGUUCUUCCCGUAGGCGAGGAGUGCCUUUUCAACUCUCUCUAUUGCCAUAUCUAUGUGGGAGAAGCUCCCUCUGGCUGGAGUGGAAGGUAGCUUCUUGCCAUAGCCGUGUGCGUUGCCCAGCUUCCAAGGAGAUGAAGUAUCAGAACGCAAGGAGACAUCUUGCCUCCGUUUGAAUGAUGACCUUUCGCCAUAUCCGUUUUUCAAUCGAAGCGCGCAUCGCCGUCCUCCACCGUCUCCUGCACCGCCUCCCGCCACAUCCAUAACUCUCAAUCAACGUGCACCUUAACAUCUUCCUCCUCCGUUUUCAGUACUACUCUCCGCCAUAACUCAAGCAACGUCCAUCUCUCCGUUUUUCUGAAUCAUUUGCGAAUCCCUCCUUCCCCUAUGUUUGACACAUCAUCGAUCUUUGCACGGAAAAAUCCCUACUUGCUUGUGACACGUGUCCUCGCUGGCUCAUCAGUUUUACCCCUUGCCUGCCGGGGACACGUGCCCUCUAUCUACCUCUCGUUGUGGUCUCAUCAUAGUCUAGAGCUUUCCCCGUGUUUUGGCGGGAGUUUCAUCUCCCAAACAGAGCCUACCCGUGUUUUGGCGGGAGUUCGAAAUCCGAAAACGCUUCUACUCGUGUGUUGGCGGGAGCCUCACUGGAAUUGAGAGCGAGCGAAUCCGGUUCCGCUCAUGUAAGGCCGACGCAGAACGACGGGCACAGCAGCGACGGUGCGAUCGCGGGAUCCCUCUCGCGGCCAAUUUGGUUCUCUCUUGGGAUCCUACUAGUCUUUGACUGUGGCACGUUCCGCUGAAGCUCGUCUCUGGAUUUGAACUUGGGUCUGCGUUUCAACGGUUUGUGGUACCAACUGGUCCGCGUUGGUCCGUCGCUGAAGUCCAUUGGUUAACUGCUGUUCCGCUGGUGCUUUCUCCGGUUCUCUCUGACUGUUGUCUCAAGUUCGUUGUCCUGGAAGAAGCACUCUGCACUCACAAAUUCCUUCUGCCAAUUAUUGUGAUGCUAGACACUGCAUGGGCAGGCAGGGCGUUAAUUUCAUGUCCUCCUCUUCCCCUCCUUAGCGCCCUCACGUGAGUGCGCUGUCGAAUCAGCAGGGCGUGACACCCAUCUCCAUGAACGAUCCCCACUCUGGCCUUCUGUUCAUAGUUACGCCUUGCUUCUUUCGGUACACCGACUGUGAUCAGAGGUAAACCGCUCGAGCUGUUCGGUGAUGCUAGUAUCUAUCCUCUGACGUCCUUCCUCAUUCUCCAUCAUUAGAGAGGCCGUCAGUGGCCCCCCAUACAGUGGAGGAGGAGAUGGCGCUGACAGCAUGCAGAUCAGGUGGGGUAGGUGGGAGGAGGAAGGCUCAGAGAAACACGGUGAGGCGGUUGCCUUUGGCCACCAAUAUGAUGAUGGAUUGUGGCGGUAGAUCUGUCCACAUGCAGUCUUGUCGCCUCCCCUUUCAGUCCGCUCUUCCCUUUCUCAUUUCGCUUGUUCACCUCCUCUUCCUCCUCCUUGCUUUUGUGGUGGUCCCGCAGUCUGCCGAUGCCGUCAAUCUUUACGAUAGGUUGUAUGCGAGGGGUGGGCGAUCUUUCUCGGUGAUCGAUCCGGAUAACAUGACAGUGGUUUGGGACAGCGGGGAUGCGUUUGAACGAACCAUCUCAGUGGAAUCUGCGAGUUACUUCAACUCCAGGGGCUUUACCGCUGCCGAGUUUGACUCUCUCUUGGAACGACGGAUACUUAACCAAACUGCGGGACCGCUAAUAAGACAGGACUGGCUAGAAAGUUUCCGUGCUGGGACUGUAGAUUCGCAGAGUACCAAGCUGGGGUGCAGGCCGCGCGCGUUAGUGCUCGGGAUGAUGAACGGGGGGAAGGAUCGUUAUCUGUUUGUCGCUCUGACGAAUCCGGCGGGAAUCAUGGUGUAUAACUUCAGCAACCCGGUGGCGCCUACCUUCAAGACGUGGACUAAGCUGUUAACUCAGCACUUGGAACCAGAAGCUCUGCAUUUCACCGAAGCGGACCAAACAGAUGCACCGUACCUGUACGUGACUUGCGGAUUCAGUGCGAGUCUGCUUGUAUUUCAAGUCAACGCCGAUGGCGGUUUGACCACUGUUGCUGCCUACGAUGGCACCAUGGGGGUCAAACCGGUCCCAUUUGGUGCCAGACUGAUCAAUGGUCUCACGACCUACACUGCCAUGGGUUUUGUGCCGGAUGAGGAUAGCAUCUUCGGCGUUCCCAUGAUUCUCGUGGCCAACCAGUAUGCUCGCAGGGUCGAGGUCUUUCUGUUUAACACCACGGCGACGGUCUUGCAGAUUCAGCGGCUGGGGGACAUCGACUUGUCCACGGGAAUUGCGUCGAUGAACUCGACCGCAGAAGUCUUCAAGCCCGGGUUCCCAACGGACGUCUACGUGCAGGGCAAUGUGUUGGCAGUCACCGUUGUGCCGUUCGAUCCAUCGAUGACCACCACUUUGACGAUCGAGCAACAGGCAGCGAUGUCGCCUGGCUCCGUCUUGUUUUAUCAGCUCAACUACGACGGCACUUUCCCUUUCACGUUCCUUAACUCCACCGACACGGGUUCGUAUCCAAAGAAGACGGUGUGCGGCGGAUCUCAGUGCUUGGUGGUCAACUACGCCAAGUGGGCCCAGGUCAACAGGCAAGGGGCCCAUAUUGAUCCUCCAGGGGGGGUGACUGUGAUCAGGAUGCCCAAUGAUGUCUACAGUCUGACUGGCGCUCUGAAAGAGUUGGGGUCGGCGAACCAUAGCUGGUCAAGUUACGUGGUCAAUCUGGUCUUCGAGAGGGUUAUUCUUGACGAAGAAGUUGAGCUUCCAGGGACCGGGCUCGUGGCUGCUGACCCUCAGCCUAUCGACAUUGCAUUGAACAACGUCUCCACCAUCGCCUAUGUGUUGCUAAGGAGCAGCAACGCCAUAGCCAAGCUCAAUUUGACGACGAUGGAGUACACGAAGGUCUACUGGCUCGGCGCGAAGAACUACUCGUCGGUAGCAAUCGACCCCAGUUCUCAGGAUGGAGGGCCCAACUUGCGGACGUUUGACAAUCUCUACGGGCUCUACAUGCCCAGCAGGAUGAAGGUCAUCCCUUCUUACCCCCCUUUUGGAAGCAAAGAGUACAUUAUCACAGUCAACGAAGGGGAGGACGUAAUGCAGCCCGGCGGCAAUGUCACGGUCAAGGACCUGCAGCUCGAUCCGGUCACCUUUCCCAACGCAGCGGAGUUGCAGAGUCCGGCCAACUUGGGAGAUCUCAGCGUCGUUGCAUGGAAGGGGUUGAAGUCGCAGCUCCAUACGGAGCUUUACAGCGGCCUCUCGAGGACGGCGGAAACUCCCUGCGAUACUUAUUCCUAUUUCCAGUUUGAAGUGAACUCCUCUUACGUCUGCAUGGACAUGCACGUGCAGUUGGCAGCCAUGCAAGGCACUCCGGACAUUUACGUGAGCAAAGAUCCCGCUCAUAAUCCGGAGAUCUACGAUCUCACCUGGUCCAAUUACGAGUCGACGUCGGACAACGUCGAGAACUUUGUCAUCAGCCACUUGGACCCUGAGUUCCAACCUGGAGUUUACUACUUCGGUGUCUACGCUUACUGCGAGCCUGCGCAGAAAGAGGCAGCCAUCUACAACAUCACUGUCACCCUAGAGGAGCCAGCGAGUAAAGACCCGGCCGACGACUUGGCGAGGUUCCCUGCAGUCAACGUGCAGCCUCGUGUUGACGGCCCGCAGUAUUACAGCUUCUGCAUGGUCCAUCCCUGCGCGCCGAUUCAAGUCAAUCUCAGCGACUGCCGACCUGGAGCCAACUUUUGUCCGGAGCUGUUGAUGUCAACAAGCGUUGUGCACCCCGAGGUUGAAGAUUACACGUGGAAGACGAUGGCCGGCCGCCGCGGAGUGUCCAUCGCUCCGGGCGAUGCCUACAACCAGGCCGGCGUGUUUUACGUUGGCGUCAUCAGUCGGUGUGUGGAUCCCGAUCCCGCCAACUGUGCGACUGCUAAUCCCGAGUCUGCAUUCAAUCUCAGCGUGACCUAUCCGUCCCAUCUACCAGAGGCAUGUCCCGACAAGCCAUACCCAGUGCUUCUGUCUCCUUCCGAUGCCGUAGUCCUGCAGCAGAAUCUGCCUGUCAAUCAAUCAACGACUUGCGGAGAGUACAGCUACUUCUCCAUCAGGGUAGAUGAUCCGUGCGAAGAUCUGGUGAUCGAGACCACCCCGGCUUGUCCGACUUGCGGUCUGCCUAGAAUCUUCGUGACGAAGGACUUUGUGAGCUCUCCGAAGGACGACGAUCGCACGUGGUCUAGCGACCAGACGUCUGGCAAGUCCUCGGUCACUGUGUCGGCCUUCGACAGGGACUUCUCCGUUGAGGGAAUGUUCUUUGUCGGUGUGCAGGCUGAUUGUUCAGCCGCGUCUGGGAACACUCCCCCUCUCACGGCGGUUUCUUACUCUAUCGUCGCGCAGCUGUCCUCCGCACAUGUGUAUAGAUGGGAGAAUGUUACGCAAAUGGACAUGAUGAACAAGAUGAUUAGUGACCAGUACGUUGGCGUUCCUCUGGACUAUCACUACUAUCACUUUUGUGUGCGGAACAGAACUAGCGGCAAUGUGGUUGUGACCCUCGAUAACUGCGUGUCCACGACCAGCUGCCCGAACACGUACUGGUGGCCGGAAAUGCUGGUCUCCAAGGUGAGGUGGAAUCCCACUGUGAGCGACCGUGCCUGGAGACUGGCGCAGCUGAACCGUAACAGCAUCACUCUCAGAGCUACCGAUCCUGAUGUCCGCCCAGGGCACUACUUUGUCGGCGUCUAUGCUUGGUGCAACAAGGACUGUAAUGCAUCGCAGGCGCAAGCAGGUCAGGCUUGCGCGCCAUGUGAAAACAUUCUCCACAGUCCGUACAAUCUGACAGUGCAGCAGGGGAACUCUCCUCUGGAAAUUGUGCCACCUGUCCCUGUGGACCAAUUGGGACCACAGAGCGCGACCGUGUCUGUUUCUUCUCCGCCGGGGAACUCUGCGGGGAGAGUUGGCUUCUCCUCCGGUAGCUGGAAAGAUUUGUUGCGCCACGUGGGGAUCGCUGCCGUUGUUGCCGUCUUUGUCGCCUUUCGGCCGCUGGAGGUGGCGUGAGCCCGGCAGCAGAGCAUACUGCACUGUUUGUUUAUUCAGCAAAGCAAGGAAGGUACUUGCCUCUCAGGAGCUGCGCUAGAGAGAGAGAGAGAGAGAGAGAGAGAGAGAGAGAGAGAGAGAGAGAGAGAGAGAGAGAGAGAGAGAGAAAGAGAGAGGAGGGGAGUGUGGGAGAGUAGUGGUGCUGCUGCUUGUGCAGUUCUACUGUCGGUUAUUUAUCUAUCGUCAAAGCGCUGCGUCAGUUGUCUGACGCAAAGUGCUUGUUUUGCUGCAGCUGGGAUCAUUAUGCUAGACAGUCGUUCCAGCUAGGAACUUGGGAGAAUGCACAAAAAGGUGGUAGGUAGGUUGGAAGGAGGGAGCAACCUCGACUCUGUGAAGCUGUGGAAGGCAGGUAUGGGGGUAUGCUAAUUUGACUGAACCUGGACGUGAGAAUGUAAAGAUGCAUCCGGAAAUGUCCGCAGUGCGAGUUGUAUUCUAUAAACGAGGCAGUUGCUUUGUUGCAUUGGAGAUCUGACGAUACUUCAGUGACUGAAUCUGGACGUAAAGAAUGUAAACAUGCAUUCGGGAAGUCUGUAAUGUUAUUUACGGUCUAUAAGUGGCAGGUGCUUUUGCAUGUGCUCUUUCUGAUCUCGCAGGAGAGUGAAGAGUGGAGGGCACGUUUGUUGGUAGUCACUUGUUUGCUAGGAUAUUUUGACUGAACCUGGACGUCAGAAUGGAAAGGUGCAUUCAAGAAACAGCUGCUUGCUUAAUUACACUGGGCUUCUGAACAAGCAGCAGCUUUAUAGUGGUCAGGAGAUCGAAGACUCAGAAUACAGAUUUGUUGGCAAUCACUUGCGGUACUCCCACUUGCACUAUCUUUAAUGUAUCUGAUCGAAGUUACGGUCAGACAUGCAUGUAUCUGGCUGCAUUUACGUCCAUAAACAAGUGAAGAAGUGCUAGUGCGAUUAUGCCCUCGUUCUGAUUAUGCUGCGAACCUAC